This is a messenger RNA of Malurus melanocephalus (red-backed fairy wren), 2643 nucleotides long. RefSeq names its product N-alpha-acetyltransferase 35, NatC auxiliary subunit (gene NAA35). The record is from RefSeq and is a predicted model, not a curated record. Gene Ontology annotation, biological process: N-terminal peptidyl-methionine acetylation. Lineage: Eukaryota; Metazoa; Chordata; Aves; Passeriformes; Maluridae. Gene Ontology annotation, cellular component: NatC complex. The transcript has 23 exons. Bases 121 to 2298 code for a protein of 725 amino acids.
GCUGGUCGGCGGCGGCAGCAGCGGUGGCUGUGCGCGUGUGCGGCGGCGGCGGCCCAGCCAGGAGCGGCGGGCGGGCGGGCGGCGGCGUGGGACGCUGAGGGAAUAUAAAGGUGCAGCAUCAUGGUUAUGAAAGCUACAGUAGAAGAUGAUGAUUCAGGUUGGGAACUCGGUAUGCCUGACAAGAUGGAAAAGAGUAAUACCAGCUGGAUAGAUAUAACCCAAGAUUUUGAAGAAGCUUGUAGAGAACUGAAAUUAGGAGAACUGCUUCAUGACAAGCUUUUUGGUCUUUUUGAAGCCAUGUCUGCCAUUGAAAUGAUGGAUCCCAAGAUGGAUGCUGGUAUGAUUGGAAACCAAGUUAACAGAAAGGUUCUUAACUUUGAGCAAGCCAUUAAGGAUGGCACCAUUAAAAUAAAGGAUCUCACUUCACCAGAGCUGGUAGGAAUAAUGGAUACAUGUUUUUGUUGUUUGAUAACAUGGCUGGAAGGACAUUCCUUGGCACAGACAGUAUUCACUUGUCUUUAUAUUCAUAAUCCAGACUUCAUAGAAGAUCCUGCAAUGAAGGCUUUUGCUCUUGGAAUCCUAAAAAUUUGUGAUAUUGCCAGAGAAAAGGUUAAUAAAGCAGCUGUUUUUGAGGAGGAAGAUUUUCAGUCAAUGACUUAUGGAUUUAAAAUGGCCAACAGUGUGACUGAUCUUAGAGUUACAGGUAUGCUGAAAGAUGUAGAAGAUGACAUGCAAAGACGAGUGAAGAGCACUCGAAGUCGACAAGGAGAAGAGAGAGAUCCGGAAGUUGAACUUGAACAUCAGCAGUGUUUAGCUGUGUUCAGCAGAGUCAAGUUUACCCGGGUUCUACUAACUGUCCUAAUAGCAUUUACAAAAAAAGAGACAAGUGCAGUUGCAGAAGCUCAGAAACUWAUGACUCAAGCAGCUGACUUGCUUUCUGCCAUACACAAUUCACUGCAUCAUGGUAUGCAGGCACAAAAUGAUACCACUAAAGGAGAUCAUCCUAUUAUGAUGGGGUUUGAGCCACUUGUUAAUCAGAGACUGUUGCCACCAACUUUCCCUCGAUAUGCAAAAAUUAUUAAACGGGAAGAAAUGGUCAAUUAUUUUUCCAAACUAAUAGACCGAAUAAAAACUGUAUGUGAAGUAGUCAACCUAACUAAUUUGCACUGUAUACUGGACUUUUUCUGUGAGUUUAGUGAGCAAUCUCCAUGUGUUCUUUCAAGAUCCCUGUUACAGACAACUUUUCUAGUAGAUAACAAGAAGGUGUUUGGCACUCACCUCAUGCAAGACAUGGUAAAAGAUGCCUUAAGGUCUUUCGUCAGUCCUCCAGUACUUUCUCCAAAGUGUUGUCUUUAUAAUAAUCACCAGGCGAAGGACUACAUUGAUUCCUUUGUCACACAUUGCGUUCGGCCAUUCUGUAGUCUGAUUCAAAUCCAUGGACACAACAGAGCUCGUCAGAGAGACAAACUGGGUCACAUUCUUGAGGAAUUUGCCACACUACAGGAUGAGGCAGAGAAAGUAGAUGCAGCGCUUCAUAGUAUGUUACUGAAGCAGGAACCACAAAGGCAACAUUUGGCCUGCUUGGGCACCUGGGUCCUGUAUCAUAACCUUCGUAUUAUGAUACAGUAUCUUCUCAGUGGCUUUGAGUUGGAACUUUACAGUAUGCAUGAAUAUUACUACAUCUACUGGUAUCUCUCAGAGUUCCUCUAUGCCUGGCUGAUGUCAACGCUGAGCCGUGCCGAUAGCUCUCAAAUGGCAGAGGAGAGGAUCAUGGAGGAACAACAGAAAGGCCGUAGUAGUAAGAAAACAAAGAAAAAGAAGAAAGUUCGCCCUCUCAGCAGAGAGAUCACCAUGAGUCAAGCAUAUCAAAAUAUGUGUGCUGGGAUGUACAAGACAAUGAUUGCAUUUGACAUGGAUGGCAAAGUAAGAAAACCUAAGUUUGAACUGGAUAGUGAACAAGUUCGAUAUGAGCACAGAUUUGCUCCAUUCAACAGUGUUAUAACACCACCCCCAGUGCAUUACCUGCAAUUUAAAGAAAUGUCUGAUUUAAAUAAGUAUAGUCCACCUCCUCAAUCAUCAGAUCUCUACAUGGCAGCUAGCAAGCACUACCAGCAAGCUAAAAUGAUUCUUGAGAAUAUUCCGAAUCCAGACAAUGAGGUCAAUCGAAUUUUAAAAGUUGCAAAACCCAAUAUUGUGGUCAUGAAGCUGCUGGCAGGAGGCCACAAGAAAGACUCUAAGGUUCCUCCAGAAUUUGACUUCUCUCCUCAUAAGUACUUCCCAGUUGUGAAGCUUGUUUGAAGAACAAGGUUUUUAUUAGGAUAACUGAAGAAUAUCUGUGUAGCAGAUACCAGCUCUAGGACGGAAUAUCUAGUGCUGCACUCAGACUACGAGGGACCUUCAGGAUAAAAGUACUGUUACGUGGAAUAUCUGUAGUCUGCUGCCUUUAUGUGAUUUGAAUGACAACUGCUGUUUUAAAGUGGUUUGUAUAAAGUUUWAUGGAUAUUAUGCGUGAAGCUGAUUUUAAUCAAUUGUAUUAUUAAGGAAUGUUUUCCCUUAGUUGAUUUUAUUACAGAUUUUGAUCAUAAAUAAUUUUUAUUAAUGUAUUCUCAGAAAGUGGUGGGUUAGGAACUGAAUAAAAAUCAU